This is a messenger RNA of Ochlerotatus camptorhynchus, 563 nucleotides long. Its product is annotated as general odorant-binding protein 67-like. Gene Ontology annotation, molecular function: odorant binding. The transcript has 4 exons. NCBI's taxonomy places the organism in Eukaryota, Metazoa, Arthropoda, Insecta, Diptera, Culicidae. The record is from RefSeq and is a predicted model, not a curated record. Bases 15 to 563 code for a protein of 182 amino acids.
UAGAAGGCAUAGCAAUGUUCAAUUUGUGGUUUAUCAUUCUAUCACUCUUAGUAGGCUAUAUUUCAGCACAUGGUGCACCUGUCGACCCAUCCUGUUAUGAGUUGAAAACCAGCAAGCGGGCCGAUGAUUGCUGCAAAAGUCCUGUGGAGCUUGGUGACGAUGUCACGAAUUCAUGCAUUGCUAAGCUUGAUCCGACGCAGACUGAGCAUGAUCAACUUAUCUGCGUAGGAGAAUGUAUUGCCCAAGAGUCGGGCGUCAUGAAGAAUCGAACUGUGGACAAGGAGGCUGCCAAAUUGUUGUUUGUAAAUUUGGUUGGUGAGGAUCCAAAUUUUGCCCCCCUUAUAGGAGGCGUCUAUGACAAGUGUUACGACUGGGUUACUGCGAUACCGGACCAUGAAAAGGCAAAGUGCAGUUUUGUUCCCGCCUUCCUAAUGACCUGCAUUGAGACGGAAUUAUUUAAGAUUUGUCCUCCAGCUGUAUGGGACGUGAGUGACGGCUGCGUUGAACUUGCAGGUAAACUGGCCAAAGGAUGUCCAUUUUCUGCGAUUGAUAAUAAGCGUUGA